UUUACACUAAGUGACAAAAUUAAAACAGAGGGUAGGGGGUAGAGGGUUAAAUAGUUCAAAUCUUCCUCAAAAACAUUAGUUUAGUUUUGAAGUUGACAGUGUGCGGAAAUCUCGCAGGGAGAGAAAAGUGUUAUUUGAACAUCACUAAAAAAUUUAUUUACAUCAAGAAGACUAUUUAUUUAACGCUGACACUCUUCCAUUAAUCAAAAUGCGUUCAAGUUUAGUAAUUUUACUAUUGGCAGCUGUGCUGGUUGCGACACACUGUGAACUACAACGAAACCAAAAACUAACAACCGAGAGUUCGUCGCCUGUGCCAUUUUAUCAUCCUUAUUAUUACAUAUAUCAAUCAGGAUACCAACAACCACCACAACAAAGUCAUGAGACAAAAAAUCUACAAAAUCAGACUUAUCCAUCGUUUUAUCCAACAGGAUACCAACAACCACAACAAAAAAGUCAAGAGAUAAAAAAUCCACAAAGUCAGACUUUUCCAUCGUUUUAUCCAGUAUACCAACAACCACAACAACAAAGUCAGACUUUUGCAUCGUUUUAUCCAACAGGAUACCAACAACCACAACAACAAAGUCAAGAGAUAAAAAAUCCACAAAGUCAGAUUUUUCCAUCGUUUUAUCCAACAGGAUACCAACAACCACAACAACAAAGUCAAGAGAUAAAUAAACCUCAAAGUUUGUCGUCUUCGUCAUAUUACUAUCCUUAUUACUAUAAUCCUUAUAAUUACAACAAUUAUUCAAACAAUUUACAACCAACAACAGUGAAGCCAGUAAUUUCUGAACCAAUCGAAAAUCCAAAGGAAUAAAUUUCCUUCAGUGCCAAUUGAAAAAUGAAACAUUAUUAGAAAGAAAUUUUCCUUUCAGUUUAUUAUAUGUACUCCAAUUUGUAAACAUGAUGUAUAGAUGAAAACUCUAUUUAGAAUGACAAAUUAUUUAUUAUUUUAAUAAAAACAUUAAUAGUUUAA
Leptopilina boulardi is the source of this 973-nucleotide messenger RNA. RefSeq lists its product as uncharacterized. The transcript is spliced from 2 exons. Bases 209 to 814 code for a protein of 201 amino acids. Lineage: Eukaryota; Metazoa; Arthropoda; Insecta; Hymenoptera; Figitidae. The record is from RefSeq and is a predicted model, not a curated record.